UUGAGUUAUUGGUAGUACAAAAUGGUGAGCACUUCAGCUUAAUAAGCAGCUGCCCUUAGUGCGACCAGAACACUUACCAUCCAACUCUGCAUCAGAAUGGUGCCUCUGCAAAUAUUGGUGAUCGCCUUCUCGCUGACUCUGGCCCCGGGUUAUGGCGCCGGAGCUGUAGUACCGCGUUCCGUGAACACUGUGGAAACGGUGGCGGAGUGGCUCCAGCUGGAGUACGGUUUUGCCACGGACCAGGACCGGGAGAAUGCCGAGGCGGCUGGUAAUCUGGUGCCCGCGAAUGGAACUCCCAUCGAUGUCCAGCCGCAGUACUUCUCCAAUGGGACAAUGAGGCUGUUUACCACCAUUCCUAGGUUUGUCAGUGGCGUUCCCUAUACACUGGCCACCGUUUCUGCGACGAAUGGCACUAACGGUCCUCUGCUGCAGCCGUAUCCCAGUUACGACUGGCACAAUGAUAACGGCGACGACUGCGAUCGGAUCACCUCCGUCUACAGAGUAUCUAUCACCGAGUGCAACCAGAUGUGGGUCAUGGAUACGGGUGCAAUUGGCACCACCAAGUACUGUACACCGCAGUUGCUGCAAUUCGACCUGAAUACCGAUACCCUGCUGCAUCGCUACCGCUUUCCAAAUAACACCUACACCCCAGAUGCUUCCCUCUUCAUCACUCCAAGCGUUCUGGUUCAGGAUCCUGCACCCGAGGGAUCUUGCAAUAGCACCAUGGUCUAUGUGGCCGAUGUGACUUUCCACGGCCUGGUGGUUUACGACCACGAGGCCCAGACCUCCUGGAGGGUAGAGAACCGCUUCAUGUACCCCAAUCCGGAUUACGGCAAGCACACCAUUGCUAACGAAACCUUCUACCUGAUGGAUGGCAUGUUUGCACUCACCAAUGACAAGAGCAAUCUCUACUUCCAUCCGAUGGCCACUGCGAGUGAGUUCGCCGUGCCACUGAGUGAGCUCAACAACCAGACGAACUGGGCCAACAACCCGGAGGCGUUGCCGGAGCAGUUCACCGAGCUGGGCAGCCGUGGGAGCGAGUGCGCCGCUUCCGCCAUCGAUGGCAAAAACAACAUCUACUGCGUCACCUUUAAUCCCAUCCAGCUCAUCAUGUGGAACGUAAAUUCGACCUACGAUUCGGAAAAUUUGGUCGUUUUGCCGGCAGAGGCCGAUGAGCUGCAGUUCGUCAGCGGAAUGAAGGUGGUGGAAAAUGCCGCGGGGCAGGAAGAAUUGUGGUUGAUCUCCAAUCGCUUCCAGAAAAUCGCCGAAGGAACGUUGGAUUUCAGCGAGGUUAACUUCCGAAUUCUGCGUCGCAACUUGGAUGAUGUUCAGUGAGGCGUCUUAUUUUCCAACGACGAAGAUCUGUCCAAUCGCCUUGUGGUUUAACUAGUGAAUUGAUUAAACCAAUUAAACUGAAGCAUGUUAAUAUUA
Molecule: messenger RNA, 1431 nt
Organism: Drosophila suzukii
Lineage: Eukaryota; Metazoa; Arthropoda; Insecta; Diptera; Drosophilidae
Product: dopaminechrome tautomerase
Cellular component (GO): extracellular region
Source: RefSeq, a predicted model, not a curated record